GAAGGAGGUGGUAUUUUAAUCGUGCGAACAAGUUGUCUGCGGGCGGACGUGCGCAUUUUGGUUGUAUUUUUUUUAAUAUCAGUACGGAAAAAAGAACUUUGCACAUUCCCUCGAGUUUUUUUUUUAUAUACCAGCUUAUUCUUGUUCGUAUUUGUAUUCGCAAUUGCUGGCGGAGCAGACAAGUAUAGUGCAAUAUUAACACGGCCCUAGAUAUAUAUCACCUGGCGAAAUGGACGCACACGCACACCACAGCGCACCCAAUGUUGAACUGAUUGACCAUUCCAUGCACGGACACGAUCACGCGAACAUGCAUCACGAUCACGAGCACAUGGGCCUGGACGCGACCACGCUGAGUCCGCCGCUGGCGACGCCGCACGGGGAUCUGGCCAUGGGCAUGCAUGCUGGCCAUCAUCAUGGCGGCGGCGGCGGCGGAGGCACGGGCACCGGCAUGGAGCACAUGAUGUCCAUGGCGUUCCAUUUCGGCUACAAUGAGACAAUCCUGUUCUCGUGGUGGCACAUCGAGACGAUCGCCGGCCUGAUUGGCUCCAUGAUAGCCAUCUUUCUGCUGGCGCUGCUCUACGAGGGCCUCAAAUACUAUCGCGAGUAUCUCUUCUGGAAGACGUACAAUCUGCUCGAGUAUCGGCCGGUGACGGGACCGCAACGCAAUCCGGAGGCGCCGCGCCUGCCCGCGCCCGCCGCCCAUGCCGCCCCAUCGCCCGUGCAAUACGUUGGCGAAGUUGUGCACAAACAACCACCGACAAUGCUGUCCAUCAAUCAUCUGUACCAGACGCUGCUGCACGUGCUCCAGGUGACGCUCUCCUUCCUGCUAAUGCUGAUCUUCAUGACAUACAACGUAUGGCUCUGCAUGAUGGUGGUGCUGGGCGCCGGCAUUGGAUACUUUCUCUUCUGCUGGAAGAAAUCGGUAAUUGUCGAUGUCACCGAGCACUGUCACUAGCAGACGCCCAUCUGUCCAACCAGGAAGGCGAUCCACUCCAGCCGGCUGUGUCUCACCCGCGACGGAACGUCGCCAUGAUGAGCCGGCGCCCGCCCGACCGAUCGACCAGUCACAAUUCCUGCUGCAAGCUGAAUGUCCCAUUUUCUCGAAAUGCCCAACCCCC
Drosophila novamexicana is the source of this 1118-nucleotide messenger RNA. It is a transcript of the gene Ctr1A, whose product is annotated as high affinity copper uptake protein 1. The coding region runs from base 230 to 955 and encodes 241 amino acids. Gene Ontology annotation, biological process: copper ion transmembrane transport. Gene Ontology annotation, molecular function: copper ion transmembrane transporter activity. The record is from RefSeq and is a predicted model, not a curated record. Gene Ontology annotation, cellular component: membrane. Lineage: Eukaryota; Metazoa; Arthropoda; Insecta; Diptera; Drosophilidae. The transcript is spliced from 7 exons.